AUGGCUGUUUCAGAUAUGCUGAAUCGCAGAGUGCGUGCUCGUCCUGAUGACGAGGAGGUCUACUCAGAGGCCUCGGGCUCCGACGACGAUGUUUCACAGGAGGGCAUUGAGCCCGACUCCGACGACAUCCAAUCAGAGCAGUCAGAUGACUCCGAAGCCGAAGGCAGAAACCUCUCAGGCUCCGCCUCCGACAACGAAGAAUCAGACGAAGCCUCAGACUCAGACUCCGACGGUGACAACGGCGAAGACUUCAAAUCCAGCCUAGCCAACAUCUCCUUCGGCGCCCUAGCCAAAGCUCAAGCCUCAAUGAGCAAAAACAAGCGCAAAGACAGACAAACCUCAAACCCAGAAUCCACAAAUGCAACAAGCACUCUAGACGACAUCCGUACCAAACUCCGCGAAGCACGCGAACUCAAAGCGUCCGCUCUUACGAAAAAAGAAAAAGAACGCGAAGCCAAAGAAAAGAAACGAGCCUCCAAGCACGCGCCGAUGGAACAAUCCUCCAAACGCGCCGUAACCCGCAGACGAACAGCAGUGGAACUACCCCCAGCGCCCAAAGCCCGAGACCCGCGCUUCGACGCAGCAGUCAUGGGCCACAGCGGCGCAGGCAAACACCCAUCCGGCGGAAAAGCCUACGCAUUUCUAGACGAGUACCGAGCCUCAGAAUUGAAAGAGCUGAAAGAACAACUCUCCAAAACGAAGAACGCUGAGCAGAAGGAGGUACUCAAGCAGCAGAUCCGGUCUGCGCAGGACAGGAUGCGCGCUGCGGCGAAUAAGAAGCGCGAGACGGAUGUGCAGGCUGAGCAUAAGAAGCGGGAGAAGCAGAUGAUUCGCGAGGGGAAGAAGGCUACGCCUUAUUAUCUUAAGAAAUCUGAUUUGAAGAAGCAGGUUCUCGAGAAGAAGUUUGGUGAGAUGGGGAGUCGGGAGAGAGGGAAAGCGCUUGAGCGGAGGAGGAAGAAGAUGGCUAGUAAGGAGAGGAAGGAGAUGCCUUGGGAACGGAGGGGAUUUGGGGAGGAGGAUGGGGGUAUGCCUAAUGGGGGGAAGAGGAGGAGGUUGGAGUAG
This is a messenger RNA of Penicillium canescens, 1062 nucleotides long. RefSeq names its product putative pre-rRNA processing protein (gene rrp36). Lineage: Eukaryota; Fungi; Ascomycota; Eurotiomycetes; Eurotiales; Aspergillaceae. Gene Ontology annotation, biological process: maturation of SSU-rRNA from tricistronic rRNA transcript (SSU-rRNA, 5.8S rRNA, LSU-rRNA). The transcript has 2 exons. Gene Ontology annotation, cellular component: 90S preribosome; nucleolus. The record is from RefSeq and is a predicted model, not a curated record. Bases 1 to 1062 code for a protein of 353 amino acids.